AUGCCCAGCUUAGGCUCUGUCGAGAUCAAAUGUCGUAUGAACCUAGCUUUAUUUCGACCUUCGAUUGAGCGAUUCGAAUCACCAGACUCGGGCUGGAGCCGCCCAAGGCAGCUCCUUGAGGUGUCGCCCGAUCGCGUGCAUCUGGCAGUCCCGCACGAGGGCGAGCUAGCGUUGCUGGCCUGGACCCUUGCGCGGGAAAGGACCCUGAUUCUCUGCACGGUGACGUCGAAGGGCGUCGAAGGGGGCCCAGCGUGCGCGAGGCUGGACCUUCUGCGCCAAUCAGACCGCUGA
Gaeumannomyces tritici R3-111a-1 is the source of this 291-nucleotide messenger RNA. RefSeq lists its product as hypothetical. The coding region runs from base 1 to 291 and encodes 96 amino acids. The record is from RefSeq and is a predicted model, not a curated record. The transcript is spliced from 2 exons. Lineage: Eukaryota; Fungi; Ascomycota; Sordariomycetes; Magnaporthales; Magnaporthaceae.